AAUGGUAUCUGUUCCGAGUUGCGAAGGAUGGGUCCGGACUCCAAGUAGUUGGACCUUCUCCUAUCAUCCGUCCUUCGUGAUUUGCAAGUAAAAACACUUUUCUCCAUAAGAUCACCAGGACGUGGUCAGCACUGAACCUCCUUGAGAGAGAAAGGGAAGUGGAUCCUGUCGGGUGGAUGCCUGAGCAGACGUUGCCAGAACUUUCCUACAGUCGCCAAGGUUCGUGGUGGGAAGGAAGCUGGACUUCAACCGAGAAUGGCAGAACAAGGAGAGGAACAAAUGGUCGAUGGGACCAGACUUGGUGAUGAGCUUCGAGGUGUCUGUGAGUCUAACAAUCCAGAUCUCUCUCGGGCUGAGAAGUUAAUUGACGAGGGCGCCUUGGAAAAUCUCAGUGUUGACGAGGUUGGCUCCAUUUUAUGUAAAGUUGCGCAGAAAGGUCACCUCGACAUUAUGAAGAAGUUGCUUGCGAGCAACAGAGUGGACGUGAACUACCGGGAGCCGCAAUACCAAUGGUCGCCGCUGCUUAACGCUGUGCAAGCGGACCAUGAAGACAUGGCCGACUUGCUGCUGCAACACGGGGCCGAGCCCGGGCUGCCGAAGAAGAAUGGCGCCUCGCCCUUCAUCGUCGCCGCGAUCACGGGCAACGUGAGCCUGCUGAAGAGGUUUCUCGCCUUGGGCGCGGCCAUCGACGAGGCGGACCACAACGGCUUCACCGCCCUCAUGGAGGCGGCGCAGUACGGCCAUGAGGAGGCGCUGCGCUUCCUCUUCCAGCAGCGCGCUGAUGUGAACAAGGGCAGGCAAGUGCCCGGCGCCCGGGCCAGUGUGGGCAAAGGCGGCAAGACAGCCCUGAUUGACGCCGUGAUGAAAGGCCGCAAGGACAUUGUCGAGAUCCUGUUGGAUGAAAUGCGCGCCGAUGUCAAUGCGUUCGACAACAUCCGCAAGACGCCACUGCUCCACGCCUUGGAGAGGGACAACGAGGAGGUCGUGGAGGCUCUGUUGAAACGGGGAGCAGAUGUUAAUGCCAUGGACAGAAAUCACAACACGCCCCUGAGUGUCGCCUUGAGCAGGUGUACCCUCCGAAGGCCCCUGUUGGAACAGCUGGUGAAGUGCACCCAGGAUCUCAAUCUUCAGGACGCCGAGGGGAAAACGCCACUGAUCCUUGCAGUCGAGAAGAAGAUGCCCAGGGUGGCUAAACUUCUGCUGGAGAGUGAUUGCACGGACAUCAACGCACAAGACCGUUCAGGCCAGACGGCCCUGCUCGCAGCUGUGGAAAACCAGGAUACCUCGUUGACAGAGAUGCUGUGUAAGAGGGGGGCUGAUGUAUCCCGCGCGAACAACCGCGGGGACACGCCGUUAAGGAUAGCCAUAAGGAAGUAUGACAAUAAAACAAAAAACGUGCUGAUUAAGCAUGGGGCAGAGAAGGUGGCCCCCAAUGAAGGAAGACCUCCUUCAAGAUGGAAGGAGCACAGCGUACGCUGGAAAGAGAGCCUGCGGAAACUGCAGGUGGAGCCCCGUGACCCCAUUGGGAAGCUGAAACUAUCCAGAAUCCCGGAUUAUAAAAUUACAGGAGAACGCAGCGCGACGGAGGUCUACCUCGGGUUCUUUAACAAUGAGAUCGAAGUGGCAGUGAAGUGUCACAGGAAAGGUGUCGAGGCAGCCAACAGAGAAUUGGAUUGCCUCCGUGAUCCCAAAAUCAGCGGCAGCAGUCGCUUCGCGACCCUCCGUUAUUGUGAAAGCGAUGAUUUCUGUGAUUACCUGUGCCUGGAUCUCUGCGAGUAUAACCUUGAGGAAUGUGUGAGCAAGUGGCCGGACAAAAUACGAAGCGACGCCCCUAAAAUAAUGAAGCAGUUGGUUCAGGCUCUUCAGAUUUUGCACAAGGUUAAAUUUGCUCACCGGGAUUUGCAUCCAACAAAUGUCCUCAGAGAUGUUGAAGAAAAUUUUCGCCUGGCAGACUUCGAUAAGAGUGUGCAUUUUGAUAAGAACCCAGCUUUGCCGAUUUGCCCUGGAACCUGGGAAGCCUCAGAAAUCCUGCAGAAACUGGAACACUUGCCAAAGGCAACGUUCACUGAGGAUGAGCUGUUCAAAGCAGACGUGCAGGCACUAGGACGCCUCUUACACUUUGUCGUGUCUGGUGGGAAGGACGUCUACGGGAGUAAGAAGGAUGAACUUGAGAAUAACCCCUCUUUCGAUGACAGUCUUUGUGACCUGAAGAAUGCUGAAGCCAGAGAUUUUGUGGAGUGCCUGUUAGCACCAGCAGAGCAGAGAGCGACACUCACUGAGAUUGAACACCAUCCACUACUGUGGAAAGAUCUGGACAAGGCCCAGUUGAUCCAAAGUCUCGCCAACGAGAAGGAUGUGGUCAAACGGAAUCAUGACAGUCAGAUUGUCCAGAUCCUGAAUAAAACCGGAGAGGAUCAGGAAAGAUCAUUUCACAAGUGGACAGAGAAGGUUGACUCCGUUCUCCUCAAUGACAUGAACAAGAGACAAGGCAAGAAUAAAGAAUAUAAGGACACCACCAGUGACCUCCUGAAAUUCAUAAGAAACCUCAUCCAGCACUUUGAUGAAAAGAAAGAGUUCCACAGUUUAAUGAAGAGUCCAGAAGGUUAUAGCUUUGGGUUAUUUCCUGAUCUCAUUGUUGCUGUCUACAAGGCUGUGAAGGACACAGAGUGGAAGAAGUACUUUCCAAAAGAAUAGAGGCUGCUCCUGUCUUCAAAGGGUUGCCAUCUCUUGAGUGGAUAUGAGACAGAACCAUAUGCAUGCUUCAGGGCUAGAAUGGAAAGAAGGAACUUACAUUUGUAUCACAGAAUCCCUGUAGUGUGGAAGUAGGCCAUUCAGCCUACACCCACACUGCCCCUCCAAAGAACAUUCCACCCAGCCCCCUAUUUUCUCCUUGUAUUUUUCAAUGGCUAAUCCACCUACCCUGCACAUCCCUGGACACUAUAGGCAAUUUAGGGGGCACGGCCAAUUUAUUGAGUCUGCAGAUCUUUGGACUGUGGGAGGAAACGAGCACCCAGGAGAAGCCCACACACAGUGAGAAUGUGCAGACUCCACAAGGGCCUGAGGUGGGUCCCUGGUGCUGUGAGGCAGAAGUGCCAACCACUGAGCCAUCCUGUCACCCCAAAAGUAUGUCACCUUAGGAUGUUCCAAAGCAUUUUACUGCCAGAGAUGUAGGCUUGGAACAUGAAUAAGGUUACAUUUUUGCCACACAACUGCCAAGCAAUGACUGUCUCCAUCAAGGGAGAACGUAACUAUCCCCCCUUGAUGAUCAUUACCUUUAAGAAAAUCCACCCCUGUGUAUGUACAGUGUUGCAGUUAGUCAUCUGUGAGCCUGCAAGCUGCACAGACCGAGAUCAAUUCACAGACUCCCGACAGUGUGGAAACAGGCCACCUGGCCCAACAAGUCCACACUGACCCUCCGAACAGCAUCCCACUCCCCCACCCCAUUACUCUACAUAUUCCCUGACUACUGCACCUAAUCCACACAUCCCUGAACACCAUGGGCAAUUUAGUUUGGCCAAUUCACCUAAUCUGCACAUCUUUGGACUGUGAGAAGAAACUGGAGCACCCAGAGGAAACCCUCACAGACACGGGGAGAAUGUGCAUACUCCAAACAGACAGUUUCCCAAGGCUGGAAUCGAACCUGGAUCCCUGGCGCUGUGAGGCAGCAUGCUAACCACUGAGCCUCAGUGCCACACAUCAUUGCUUGCUGUAAUGUCUGCUUCACGACUUGUAAUGUGUUUUAUUGCUUCAAAUAAGCUAGCUUACAAAGUUAAUGGAUUUAUUAUGAGACCAUUAUCUUUAACUUGUCCUGAUGAAAGGCUGGAGAAAACACUGUACAGAUGAGGCCUAUUGCACAUGCAGCUUAAUCUGCAGGUAGAAAAUAUGAACGAGUCUCCGAUCGUGCAAAGGUGUAUGAGGCAACAUAUGGGCAAGGAGCAAAAGUAGGCCACUCAGUCCAUUGACCCUGCUCCCCCAUUCAAUAAGAUUGUGGUUGAUCUGAUUUUAACCUCAACUCUGCAUUCUCUGAUAAUGUUUCAUCCCUUCAGUCAUCACAAAUCUAUGUUCAUGGCUGAGCAUCGAGCACAAUACUGUAAUCCCUCCCUACCCCAUAUCCCUUGAUUCUUUAGCCACAAGGGCUAUAUCCUUUUCGAAAAUGUAAUGUUUUGGCCUCAACCACUUUCUGACAGAAUUUCACAGGCUCACCACUCUCUGGGUGAAAACAUUUUUCCUCAUCUCUGUCCUAAAGAGUUUAUCCCUGAACCUUAAACUAUGAGCCUGGUUCUGGACUUCCCCACAAUUGGGAACAUCCUUCCUGCAGCUUAUUUGUCUCGUCCUGUUCCAAUUUUACAGCUUUCUCCAAGAUUCCCUUCCUUCAUUCUUCCAAACUCCAGUGAACACAUUCCUGACCAACUCAACCUCUCCUUAUACAUCAGUCCUGCUAUCACAGAAAUCAAAUGGCAUUCAGUAAUUAAUAUUAAUCAGCCCAUUAUGGAAGACAGACUUUGAAGGUCAGGGUUAUAAGACAAUCAUUGCCAGUUCUAAAAUUCAAGCUUCUGUUGAAGUAAUCUCAAUGGAAUCAUUGGAUACAAUCUUACAACAGCAGAAAGAUAGGACGAGUGGAUGGAGGGUGCAGACAGCGGUGUAGACAGUGGGUGUGAACAGGGGGUGUAAAUGGAGGGUGCAGACAGUAUGUACAGACAAUGGUGUAGACAGGAGGUGCAGAUACUGGGUGCAGGUAGUGUUGUAGAUGGGAUUAUAGACAUGAGCAAGACCUUGCGUGGUGACUAGACGGGUGGCUGUGUGAGAUCACACAGAGUAGUUAGGAACACCCUCUGGUGCUGAAGGUCAUGCUGCUGCUGGCAAAGGUCACAUUUCAUCUGAAACGGCACUCCCUCCCUACACACUCCCCUCUCGUCCCCACAUGCCUCACUACAACCCCUGGAGAUGCCAGCCAGCACCUUGUGCCUUGCUCAGUUUCCAUUGACCUUGCCUCCAUUAGCCUUGACCCUUCUUCCAAGCACCUACUUGGGCCUUCACUGAAGCUUGAGCCAUUUCCUCUGACCUGUGAUCAUGUAUUUGCCACCUUCAACAGUCUAUACUAGUCACCAUUAACCUGCACAGCCCUCUCAGCAUAGAUACAGCAUAGAAAAGGCCCUUUGGCCCAUUGAGUCUGCGCGAACAUAACUACCACUGAAGGCACUUUUAUCCCAAUUUCCUGCCGUUGUCCCAAAUCCAUGAAUGUUAUGAUAGUCAAAGGUUGUAAGGUUUCCACCCUCCAUUACCUUCCCUGAUAGAGGGUUGCGAAUUUGUAGUUUGUACCACGUCAGGCUGGUGCAGUUUAAAAAAAGCUCAACUCUUUGGGCUUUUUUAUGGGUGGCACAGCUGCCUUACAGCACUAGGGACCCAGGUCGAUUCCAGCCCCGGUUAUCUCUGUGGAGUUUGCACAUUCUCCCUGUGUCUGUGUGGGUUUCCUCCCACAAUCCAAAGAUGUGCAGGUUAGGUGAAUUGGCCAUGCUAAAAUUGCCCAUAGUGUUCAGGGAUGUGUCAGGUGCAUUAGUCAGGGGAAAUAGCCAAUGGGAGUGGAUCUCGGGUGAAUUUCUUUUUGGAGGAUUGGUCUGGACUUGUUGCACCAAAUGGACUGUUUCCACAAUGUAGGGAUUCUAUGACAGUCCAUUCCAGAUUCCCACCACCCUCUGAGUGAAAAAUGUUCUUUCCCAAAUCUCAUUUGCAAUGUUCGUAAGGAAAUCUUUCAAACCAUUCAUAUUGUUCAGUGUCCUUUAGCUCUUGCGCUCCUUGUUUGAUAAGUGUUAAUUCUUUCUGAUAAAAUAUGAGUUUGCUGAUGGGGCCUGUUAACCUUGUCCAAUCAGGGAGCCCUGGAUGACAGAUAAAAAGGGGAGUGUCCCAACUCUAUUUUGAUUUAGUCCCUGCCCUCCCCUUCACUGUUUGUUCACACAGCAUUGCCCUUCGAUGUGAAGGGCACUGCUUGUCACAGGCCACUCGGGUGUUUUUCCUACUUUUCCUGGUGGUGGAAAUUGAAUAAAGAUUUGUACACCUUGUCUCUCACUGUGUCUCACACCUGCGCACACACACCAUGGGUGCUGGGGUUAAAAAUAAUAAGCACUACCGCAGUUAGGCGGUAGUGUGGGGGUUAAAAAAAAGAAAAAAAUAAUAAAAAAAAUAGAAAAAAUAAACAGGAGAUUAGCAUUGCACUUUGUGAAGGGCACUGCUUGUAAAAAAAAAGGGGAGUGUCCCAACUCUAUUUUGAUUUAAUCCCUGCCCUACCCUUCACUGUUUGAUCACGCAGCAUUGUCCUUUGAUGUGAAGGGCACUGCUUGUCACUGGCCACUCGGGUGUUUCCUUUCUUCCUGGUGGUGGAAAUUUGAAUGAAGAUUUGUGCACCUUGUGUCUUUCACUGUGUCUCACACCUGCACACACACACACACACCAUGGGGGCUGGGGAAAAAUAAGCUCUACCGCAGUUAGACGGUAGUAUGGGGAAAAAACGAUAAACAGGAGUGUAAGGGGUUCUGUAAAAGAGAAAAAAAUAAACAGAAGUGUCAGAGGUUCUGCUUAGUCUGAGAGCUGGCUCUUGAGGGAGCUGGACCAGUGUUCAAAGAUUCUCCUCUUGAUUGUUUCAAGAGAAGGGACUGAUUCUGGGGGGAAAAAAACUAAAAUAAAGAGGAGUGUCCCAACUCUAUUUUGAUUUAAUUCCUGCCCUCCCCUUCACUGUUUGAUCACACAGCAUUGCUCUCUGAUGUGAAGGGCACUGCUUAUCAUUGGCCACUCAUGUGUUUCCUUUCUUCCUGGUGGUGGAAAUUGAAUAAAGAUUCAUGCAACUUGUGACUUUCA
Molecule: messenger RNA, 6849 nt
Organism: Hemiscyllium ocellatum (epaulette shark)
Lineage: Eukaryota; Metazoa; Chordata; Chondrichthyes; Orectolobiformes; Hemiscylliidae
Product: 2-5A-dependent ribonuclease-like
Exons: 7
Coding region: 256-2694 (812 amino acids)
Biological process (GO): protein phosphorylation; mRNA processing
Molecular function (GO): RNA nuclease activity; ATP binding; protein kinase activity
Source: RefSeq, a predicted model, not a curated record